Messenger RNA from Zalophus californianus (California sea lion), 5792 nucleotides. It is a transcript of the gene RGS8, whose product is annotated as regulator of G protein signaling 8. Bases 405 to 947 code for a protein of 180 amino acids. The transcript is spliced from 8 exons. The record is from RefSeq and is a predicted model, not a curated record. Lineage: Eukaryota; Metazoa; Chordata; Mammalia; Carnivora; Otariidae.
CCCAUGUACCAGGAGGUGGCUGACUCUGUCACUCAGGGCCUCACCGAGCCGUGCCCAGCUGGGGCUGGGGCCAGCCACACCUUCCCCGCUGCACUGCCCACAGCCAGACAGGGGAUGCUGACGCUGCAGGUCCAAGGACCAUACUCGGAGAACUACACUACUAGGGCAAGCAGGAAGCGACAGUCCUCCUUCUGGAACUGAAACAGGCAGUGUGAAGAUCUAUGUGGAACUCCUUAACCCACAGCCUCUCUGACCACCCUGUUGGCAAAGACCCGCAGGCCAUGAGGACUGGUCAAAGACAGUGAGAGGACGUGAAAGGGUAAAUCCCUGUGCCCCGCAGUCCUAUCUCCCGCCCUGACGUCCCUGCACACCGGCCAGAGGGUUAACCGUAAGCGUGUGCCUGUAUGGCCGCUUUACUGAUGCCACGCAGGAACAAAGGAAUGAGGACCCGCCUGGGAUGCCUGUCUCACAAGUCAGACUCGUGUAGCGAUUUCACAGCUAUUCUUCCCGACAAACCCAACCGUGCUCUAAAGAGACUAUCCACAGAAGAAGCCACGAGGUGGGCAGAUUCCUUUGACGUGCUUCUGUCCCAUAAGUAUGGGGUGGCUGCAUUCCGCGCCUUCUUGAAGACGGAGUUCAGCGAGGAGAACCUGGAAUUCUGGCUGGCGUGUGAGGAGUUCAAGAAGACCAGGUCAACUGCAAAGCUGGUCUCCAAGGCCCAUAGGAUCUUUGAGGAGUUUGUGGAUGUGCAGGCUCCAAGGGAGGUAAACAUAGACUUCCAGACCCGAGAAGCCACGAGGAAGAACAUGCAGGAGCCAUCCCUGACUUGCUUUGACCAAGCCCAGGGAAAAGUACACAGCCUCAUGGAGAAAGACUCUUAUCCCAGGUUCCUGAGGUCCAAAAUGUACUUAGAUUUGCUGUCCCAAAGCCAGAGGAGGCUCAGUUAGACCUCAGAUGGGGACUCUUGGAGAUCACUGGCUUUUCCCCUCCCUUUUGCUGCCAAGACCAUAUUCUAACGUGAAAUGUCAUAGGUGUUCAAAAAGCAAUGGUUUUUGGUUGGGAGCCUGGGAAUGAGAAGUGGAUGAAAGGCCAUUCCAAAGUAAGAUCCAGUCACCAGAGCUUGGACUCUAUUCCAUUUACCCAUGUUUGUGUUUCAGUUAGUGGUAGCACCUUGCUGCUGUUACCCUUCUUCUGGGUCAGCGACUUGCCCUCCAUAAUGCCUUGGGUCAUCUCCACUGAGAAGGCAGAUUUGCUAGCUGGGCUAAUGUGUAAAUAAUGCAAAUGCAAUUUCCACCACUUCCAUACCCUCCUCAGUUAAGAUUCCUGACUCUAACUUGGACUAUACCCCUGUGAGGAAGAGCUAGAAGACUCUGGCUUAUAUUUGUGAUUUGCUGUCACAAUGUAAUGGCCAGUCCUGCGUGCUGGGACCUCACAAUGUAGGAGAGAGGUCUCUGGAGGAAUCCCAGGUUUCUAGCACUGUCAUUAACAGGUGGCCCUGGGAGAAGGGGCAAACUCCACAAGGUUGGCUAUUUCUUCCAUUUCCACUGGACCAGUAUGAAAAACUGUGAUCACUGCCCAUCUUAGCCUAGGAAAUUCACAAGACUUUUUUUACCCUCGCAAUUCCAGGAAGGGUCUUGGGAGAUGUCUUUCAUGACUUCUGAUGUGGAGCUGCUUUUAAGAAAGAUACAGCUUGCAAAUCUUCCUCGAUUCUACCAAGAAGUAUUCCAGAAGUCAAAUGACCAGGGAACAUAGCACCAGUAGACUUUUGUGCAAUGGGGCACCAUAUAUCCUUUCUGUUGCUUACUGUAUUCUCUGCCCUCACCUCCCUGUGGCAUCACACAUCACUGAUCUCUUAGAAUGACAGACAGCUUGACAAAGGGAGGUGAAUGAAUUCCCCUAGCAUGGACAGCUCUCAUGGUGCCUAAUACUUUCCUUGUCUCUCCCUGUCCCCCCUUCCAUGCAGGUCAUGUAAUUAUGAUGGGGGAGAAUGGGAACUUAGGCUGUAACUCUUCAGCUUGCUUCCUGGGAGCAUGCUUUCUUAGAAAGGUCUCUCUCAUGAGGGCCACCUUGGCUAUUCAGCAACUUCCUUCUUGAUCUCUGACCUUUUGGGAUUGAACAUGGAACAGGAGGUGAGGCUAAGAUCACUGUGAACAUCUGGCUGUGGAGAAUCUUCCGAAAAUGCUUUCAUGGUACCCUGAGGCUGCUUUUGGAACUGUGUCAGGAAACUCUUCCUUGGAGGAUGAGCAUAAAACACUCUAGCUGCCUGAGAAAAAGUGGACUUUGGCACAAGUUUGCAGUACCUGGGAUGUGAAUCUUCAGCAGAGAGACCAGAAAGUGGAAGAGGAGUCUGGAAGAGGCUGGUCUCCAGGUGGACCAAAUCAUAGAGAAUGUGGUGGAUGUACUACUGGGAUAAUUCACAGCCGAUGGAUUUGGAUUCACUGCAGAUCUCCAAAACUUUCAGCUUGACUAAAUGAAAGAGCUAUGAUUAGGCACAAGCUCUGGAGUUUAGGCGAUCGAGAACUGGGCUGCAUUCUCCCCUUAUGGGGUGAUGGGCCUCUUUAGAUACACGGGAUUCCAGCGUUUGCAUUCCUGUCCAGUAACUUUGUGAAUCUCUCCCUUCUCUGGCUGCAGCUAGACAAGGUCAAGGAGGCUCUUGAGUCCCACUGGCGUUAGGGUUCAUUGCCCUGCCAAAACACAUUGUAUCUGUAAGCGGGGGUUGGUGAGUCUGUCUGAACCGUCAAGGAGAGAGAGAACACAUGCCUCCUAGCCCUCACACUGAAGCAUCCUGUGAAAUCUCAUGUUCAAGAACUCUGAAGCCUCAAAAGGGUGUUCCUAGUUGGAUCAGGUAGUAUUCCCCUGCACCCACUGGUAAAAAACCAUUCUUAGCUAAAGCUGCCAGAAUUAAUUUAAUGAUCAAAUUCUUGAACAGGGUAUUUUAAACAUUGUUUACAUAUGAAAUGUGCAUCUGCUGCCAACUCUACUGUCGAAUAUGAAGUGCAUGUAAAUUGGAACAGCACAGAGUUACGGAAAAAUGAAAUGUUUAAGAGGGGCCUUUUUACCACUUCCACUAUCCCCAGGAGAAGUCUGCACAAGAGUGUUGGGCAGUGGCCUCACCUGAGGCCUGGAGUUCUUGCCAACCGUUUGUGGAAUGAAGGCUGCAAAUGGUGGUGUCAUGGCGCUGGGUGACUUUCUUCCACGAUGGGGAGGUGUGAAGGACCAAGCUUGGGUAUCGUGAAUUUUGCCGCUAUGGGAGGGUAUGUGGGCGUGUGUCUGUGUGUAGAGGAAUGUGAUAGCUAUAUUUAUGGUACUCCCGUGGAGUGUCUGCAUGUGUGCGUGUGUAUGUGACCAUUGUGAGCAUGAGGCCAGUACCCCACAGAGAUGGUCUUCCCAUGGGGUGGAGCUGUCCUCACACCCUUUCUGUCCUGCUUCCCACAAAAGGCCCAGAGCUCUCUGCUCUGAUGUCUAUUUUCAGGCACUUAGGUCAUGCCAAGCCAGAUUUUGGUCUAUGAUGAAACAAAGAGAAAUGUUUACAACACCUAGAGCAAUAUCAAAGCAUACCUCAUCCCUGACCUUCCAUGUCUCCUAGUCCUACGCUCUCUCCUAGUUCCUCUUCUAUGGGCCCUCGUCCGCCUUACUAGGUGGGCAUCUGCAGGUGCCACUUCUUCCGUGUAAGGUCUUCCUUUGGUCCUCAGGCCGGGCUCGUGCUGUGGACUGCCUUCCAGGCUCGAGGCUUGCUCUGGGCCUGGGCCCUUUGAAGACCCAGGGAAGCCAGGGCAGUGGGCCAGGCAGAGCUGCGAUUCUUAGGAUUGCUGCUCUUCACCCUGCAAGUGGCCUUUUGGCCCUACUUGAGUGUCAACCUGUUGUUAGGCUGGUGUGAGAUUACCUGUUACCUUCGGCAAACCAAAUAGAACCUAAUCAAUGACAACCAUUCAUAGCCCCAGGGCGCCCGUGGGGUGAGCAUGCCCAGCAUCCUCUGAGCGUGCCCAGGGCUUACCGGGAGAGCCUGUUACAAGUGCUAAUUCCCAGGUGGCACACCCAGAGAUGCUGAUCCAAAAGACCUGGGGGGCACCCAGAAAACUGCAUUUUUAAUACGUUCCCAUGGAGUAGUAGGCUUUGAAAGAAGAUGGUCUGAGACAGUGGCUCCCAGCAUUGGCUUCUCCUUGGAAUCACCUGGGGAGUUUUCAGACCUAAAUGUCCAGGUCCUACCCCAGAGCAGCUUGGGGCUGGGACCCAAGACAGCAGUCAUUUUUAACGCACCCCUGGUGAUUCCCCAUGCGGAUGAGGUUAGGAAGCACCGGCCUGGGGAGUGAGGAGGAGUAUGGCUGAGCUUACCCAGCGGCAGGGCCUAGAGGGCUGGAGCACACCCAGAGGCAAACCGGCACAAUAACCAGGAAUCUGCCAGCCCCGAGUCGGACUCUGGGUGCCCCUUUGAGAAAAUGUUUCUGCCCCAGCUGCACGGGGCUUGAGGCAGCGGGUAGGCCGAUGGCGGGCAGCUCUGGAGGGUAUUUGAUUCAGAGAGGCUUUGCCACGCAUCCGAGUCUCAUUCAUAGUGCUUCCUCCAAGCUCACCUCCUGGGCUUCUCCCUUGUUUGUGUGUGUUCGUGCACUCGAUGUUUGGCCAUUUGCAUUAGGUUGUGCCUCUGUGUCCAAGGCCUUGCGACAGGGUAGUUGGAACUCAGGUGGUGGGUGAAGGGUGUGUCCCAUCCUGGGAAUAUCAUGCUCUUCGGGGCUCUCUUUCCCAAGGCCAUGGUGGGGUUUCAGUUCCUGCUCUAAGCCCUCGUGAUUCCCUCUUUGGUCUCAGGCUGGAUGGGCAGCUGGAAGGUUCCUAGUUGAUUUUCUUCUCUGGUGCUCCCCCCAGAACUUGCUGCUCUGAACAAACCAAAGCUGGGAAAUGGUGUUCUGCCCAGGCUGCAGGCCCAGCCUCUGGGUGCAGGGAGGGCCUGGGUGCUUUUCCUCAGCAGGGCCGAGGUGUCCCCGUAGCCCGGGCCCUGGACUGUGAGGGAAAGACCUGAACCCAUUGUGUUGAGAGCUGGGGGACGGUAGGAGUGGGGAAGACAGAAGAGGAAGGAACAGUGCGGGAAAGACAAGCAGCUGACGUGGCGUCUGCUUUUCCACCAAGCAGAAGGGACAGGUGAAAGGCGGCACAUUCAGAGGCCAGAUGGCUCCCAUUGACAUGAGCGCCCGGAACUCUCCGGACCCUGCCUGUGCCUACUUCCAAGCAAAGCAGAGGAAUUUCAUUUUCCAUCUGACACUGUCCUGCAGUCGGCCGAGUGUCAGCCCUCUUUAAAUAUGUGUCUCUCUGGGUUAGAAGCAAGAGAGGUGGCAAAGUCACCCCUGCCUUUGAGAACCUGUGCCACUUGGCAUAAGAUCGUGGAGGAAGAAGCCAAGAGCAGAAAUGUCUUCCUGUCCCCGUGGCCUCUCAGGACCCCACAGGGUGCUGGGGACCAAUAUGGGAGACUGCCAAGAGGGCACCACUGGCCUUGCCGGGUGUGGGGUCCAGGCCCUCUCAAUAAACUGUGCCCUUGUUUGGUUGUUACUCCCUUUGGACCCUUCUGCGGCCUUCCCUCUGCCACGUGCGGGAGAAGGUGGCUGGGCUUGGCGUGCCCCCCAGCCACAGCAGCAGAACUGAGUCACGCGGCGUGCACAGGAGAUUCGUAGCAGCUCAUCUGCCAUAUAAACCGCUUGGCUGGUGGAGUCCUCAGUGAGUUGUUUCAUUACUGUGCAAAGUGGAAUAAUGUCGUUCACCUUUACUAUAAACAAGGCUGUGAGAACAUAAUAAACAGAACCUGAACA